CAUCUUCCUUCAAGAGAGGAAUUUCAUGACUCUACGUUUGAGUCUAUAGUAUUAUAUAACUGACUUUGAUACUUAUAUGAUGAAUGGAAAAUGUCCUCGAUGCGGAUUCACUGAACAUCAUAUCUCGUGGUCAGCAAGUGAUGAUUUGAGUUCCAAUCGAGCUCGUAUCGUGGACCUAUUGCGGUCGGGGGAGUCGUCGCUCACUGUUGAUCUAUCACCAGUUCAUGAAAGCUCUCAGCGCUUAGAGAGUCGUCUCUCGGAUCUUAACUCCAAAUUAUCAGAACUCAAUGCUGUGGUAGAUCGUCUUCAUACUGAACGACAAAAUAUCCAAUCUGACCUCGAUGCUCAACGAUCUCUCAUGGCUCCUGUGCGCCGCAUUCCAGCAGAUAUCCUUCUACAAAUCUUCGAAUUGCUAUCUGUAGAUGAAGAAUGCAACCUUGACACUGCAAACGCACCCUGGGUGUUUGGACAUGUGUGCUGUUUCUGGAGGACCAUCGUUAUCACGUCCCCUGUACUAUGGUCUACUAUCCGUACACAUCUUAAUCCUCUAGUUCACCCCCGCAAAAUUUCUGCAGCCCUUGAAAGGCAUAUCGAGCUUUCAUCUGAGUGUCCCCUCCACUUGGAUAUUGAUUUGUAUCGCAAUGCUGACAGCGAGACGAUUCGCCAGGUUGUUACUUUGAUUGUUCGUCACUCCCUUCGGUGGGAGACCCUGAAAAUUACUCUGUCAGCAAGCACCUUGCCAAUGUUCUCUCGGGUGAGCGGUCGUCUACCUCGACUUCGCUCCCUGGCAGUGUUUGUGAUGAAUUACUACGGAGAUGGAGCCAUCGUACCCGAGCCGUAUUCAUUCUUUUCCGUCGCACCCGCUCUUACAGAAGCAAAGAUUCAUUGCAUCCCAGUAUUUGACCUUCCAGUACCACUUCCCCAGCUACGCACCUUUGAUGGUUACUUUCGCAAUCCUAGCGAGGUGCACGAUCUCCUGAGGCGGGCGCCCAAUCUCGUGAAAUUUGCAUUUUCAAGUAUGGUCAUUUCACGGGACACCAAUCCAUCGCCACUAUUCCAUGGAUCUCUGCGCAGUAUCACAGGUACAUCGCAUGAGCUGAGGAUUUUAUCUGCCGGGACAUUCCCGGCUCUCGAAGAAAUUAAUGGGAGAGAGAGUAAAUGGGACGAUGAAGCAAUAGACAUGAUAGACCGUAUCGCAGAACGGUCGGGUUGCUCCAUUCGUACCUUUCAUGCAGGAUCCAUUCUACCUUUCACUCGGUUUUGCGUACUCUCAUCGAUCGGAACAUCCUUGACGGAACUCAGUAUGACGAUGGGAGGCUGGAACGGUUCGAAUGGCCUUAUACCUAAUCUUUCCAUUUACGUUGCUCUUCUGGUUUCAGAAACGCAGCCGACCCUUCUUCCUUGCUUACGCGAACUCACCCUCAAAGAAUUCAGCGGCUACAAUAGCAAAAAGUCGGCAAUAUUCACAUGUCCAGAGUUCUAUGAAAUGGUGCGAUCUAGGUUAACCCCUCCCGCUCCCGUUUCACGCCUAAAGGUAUUGACCUUGGUACUACGACGUUUGGAAUAUCAAGACUUAAAACCUAGGGACCCGCGGUUUGAUCCUUUGUGGGCUUUGGAGGAGGAAGGGUUAGUGGUACAUGUUGUGCCACCUUGGGAAGAUGUGGUUGGUGGUUAAGAGGAAUAAACCAAAUACCGUGCUGAGUGCACAAGCAACCUCGUGACGUUUCCUUCGCAACUGGAUCGAUACAAGAUCAAAAGGAAGAAAGCUAUACAAAAACAUUUAUUUUGAAGGGUAAUUUUUGGCCCAAAUUUCAUUUCUUAGCAGGAUCUACGAGCUUUUCUCUACAAAAGACGGUGCAGUGAUGUUUGAGAGGAACGUUAAAAUCAAUGACGUCAGUAUCGGCCGACAAGUGAUGUC
Molecule: messenger RNA, 1918 nt
Organism: Desarmillaria tabescens
Lineage: Eukaryota; Fungi; Basidiomycota; Agaricomycetes; Agaricales; Physalacriaceae
Exons: 3
Coding region: 77-1675 (532 amino acids)
Source: RefSeq, a predicted model, not a curated record